UCUAGAUGUUCUUCCUCGGGCCAUCGGAAAGGUUUUAUAUCUGGCUUCGUAGAGAACAUCAAGCAGGAGCUGGCCAAAAACAAGGAGAUGAAGGAGAGCAUCAAGAAAUUCCGAGACGAAGCGAAGAAACUGGAGGAGUCGGACGCCCUCCAGGAAGCAAGGCGGAAAUACAAAACCAUCGAGUCCGAAACCGUCAAGACCUCGGAAGUGCUUAAAAAGAAAUUAGGAGAAAUCAGUGGCACCGUCAAGGAGAGCAUAGAUGAAGUCAGCAAGAGCGAGAUUGGCCGGAAGAUCAAGGAAGGCAUGGAGGAAGCAGCCAAAACAGCGAAGCAGUCUGCAGAAACAGUCUCCAAGGGAGGAGAAAAGCUGGGCCGGACUGCAGCAUUCAAGGCCAUUUCUCAGGGCAUGGAGAGCGUCCGGAAGGAGAUUGACGAGAGCGUGCUGGGUCAGACGGGCCCUUACAGGCGUCCGGAGAGACUCCGGAAAAGGACAGAAUCUGCCAGUGAGAGGCUGAAAGAGGAGCGGAUAUUCGAAGCUAACGAGCAAGCGAUGGGCAUGGUGCUCCACAAAGACUCCAAGUGGUACCAGCAGUGGAAGGAGUUCAAGGACAACAACGUGGUUUUCAACCGUUUCUUUGAAAUGAAGAUGAAAUACGACGAGAGUGACAAUGCCCUCAUCCGUGCCUCACGCGUCAUGACGGACAAAGUGACCGACUUCAUAGGCGGGCUGUUCUCCAAGACCGAGAUGUCCGAGGUCCUUACCGAGAUCCUGCGCGUUGACCCCAACUUCGACAAGGACCAGUUCCUCAAGCAGUGUCAGGCCGACAUCAUCCCCAACGUUCUCGAGGCUAUGAUUUCCGGAGAUCUGGACAUCCUGAAGGACUGGUGCUACGAAGCGACCUACAGUCACCUGGCCCAUCCCAUCCAGCAGGCCAGAGCGAUGGGGCUCCAGUUCCACUCCAAAAUCCUAGAUGUGGACAAUGUGGAC
This is a messenger RNA of Notechis scutatus (mainland tiger snake), 987 nucleotides long. NCBI's taxonomy places the organism in Eukaryota, Metazoa, Chordata, Lepidosauria, Squamata, Elapidae. The record is from RefSeq and is a predicted model, not a curated record.